Messenger RNA from Jaminaea rosea, 2781 nucleotides. RefSeq lists its product as hypothetical. The record is from RefSeq and is a predicted model, not a curated record. Gene Ontology annotation, biological process: actin filament organization; cell motility. Gene Ontology annotation, cellular component: plasma membrane. NCBI's taxonomy places the organism in Eukaryota, Fungi, Basidiomycota, Exobasidiomycetes, Microstromatales. The transcript has 3 exons. The coding region runs from base 1 to 2781 and encodes 926 amino acids.
AUGGCCACGUAUACCCAAAGGGCGCUGGGCCACGCCUCACCUUCGACACCCUCACCCCAGACGAAUUCUCAGUCUUCCACGCCUCCAGCAAACAGCCGCUAUGUCCCCGCCACGUCCAACUCGAUAGCCAAGAUCAACACUGUCAGUUACCGCAAUGCGACUAUCAAGGCCCAGAUUGAUACCACGAUGAUGGUCUCGGAUGUCAUUCGGCAGCUAUGCGCCAAUGCUCACCUAGGGGUGCAGGAGCCCCCGGCCCUCUUUGCUCUGCGAGACGAGGAUGAUGACGAGCUCAUCGAUGAUGCUAAUCUGGCUAGAAAGAUUGAAUCAGGCGCUAGCUUCAAAUUGACCGCCUCUCCUCUCAUCGAGGCGGCCGAGAUGGUAGACAAGCUCUCCUCACGCGACGACCGCACGCUCAAAAUGGCGACCUACACCCUACAGCGACUCAUUCGCGAGCCACCCUUCACGGCCGAGUUCAUUCGCAGAGGCGGCCUCGCCGAGCUCAUCGGUGUAGUACACGCUCAGUCGAGCGGCAACACGCUCGCUUACGCCUUGACGAGCUGUCAGAACCUCCUCGAGGCAACCGAUGAUGGCGCACAAGGCCUCGACGGGGCUUUUAUGGCCAAGGUCGUGCGCAUCCUUGUCGAGACGGAGAGGAUCAAUGUUUGCAGACCAGCAACGGCUAUCCUCAAGAAGCUCGUCGUCGCUGGGCCAUCUACCGAGCCUCAUUCUGCGGGCAGCGCUGGAUCACGCAGCAGCGGUAGCAGCGCUGGUGGCUUUGAGGCCGUGUUCGAAAAGAUCCGCAAGGAGCCGGCCUUCUUGCCCACUCUCGUACACAGGCUGGCAAGCGCAGAUGCGACGCUGUGCCUCUAUUCCCUCUCGCUGCUGAAUAGCCUCAUGCGGCAUGUGACCGACGCCCUCUUUGACGACUUCAAUACGGAGCUCGAGAAGCUGGGCACAUCAGCCGCCGUAGCGAGGUUGAUGGACUCGACGCGCGGGGAAGAGCUCGCUACCUCCAUUCUCGAGUAUCAGAACAACAUCAUACGAGUGCUUCACCACCGUCUCGUCACGCCCGUCACUCCAACGGACAAGCGACAUGUCACGGCGCUCACCUACAUCUGGAGACAGGCAAAGAUCACAGAAGAGGCAACCUCAGACUCUCCUGCCAGGAUGACGCCUUCGUCAUCUACCUCGUCGUCCAACCUGCGCUCCUCGCUGAAUAACAGCGACGCCCACACGCAGGGAGAGAUACCCCCCUCCGCUUCAUCCACGUCUUCGUCGUCAAAUCGUAAGAUCAAAUGGCGCAAACUCGGCUUCCAGAACGAGAAUGUGGCACGCGACUUCACUUCCACCGGCUGGCUCGGUCUGGAAUGCUGCGACGCCUACAUUCGUACAGAUCCCGAGUCGUACAGUCAGGAGAUCCUCGAGCAAUUACACCGUCCGGAAAUCAAACGCUGUCCUUGGGGUCGUGCUUCUACAGCAGUUGUAGAGAUGCUGGCCGAUCACUGGGGUAUCAGUGAGGGGUACAGCACAGCAGCUAUGGGCUUCAAGCCCUACCUCCUCUCCCUACCGCGCGUCCACUAUCUGGCCGUCCGCUUCUUCCUUCGAAUAUGGACCGAGUCUGGCGCUGUCUCCUCAGACUUCCCACGCGUCGCAGCUCUUGUGCGGAGCCAAGUGCGCUAUGCUCUGCGCGACGAGUCAGGAACGCAGUGGGCCGACGUGCGACGCUCCUUCCUCGAAGCGGAAUACCGAUCCGUGCGUGAUCGGCAGAUGAGGGAGCUAGAGAUGGAAGACGACUACGCCUCUCAGCCUGCGAUCAGGAGCCUGAGAGCUAGGCUGUACAGGGAGAGCUACGACUUUGUGAGAACGCAGAGGGUGCAGUGCCUUCUCGAGGGAGCUUGGUUCCGUACGCCAAGUGGGACCAGGUUUGGGGGCACGAUGCCUGCGUCCAGCACCGCUGGCACCGCUGCAGCAGGAGGAAGUGCGGCGCCUACGGUGGGACGACGACGCUCGUCGCACGGUAUCACGCCUCCCACCAGCGGGACAAGCAGUGGGUCGAGAUUCGCUGCUGCCAUGGGGUCGUCAUCCAACUCAACGACGCCGGCAUCAUCACAGCCAGUCUGGCGCUUCUACCGCCUUUCCCCAAAUCGUAGGUACUUGCACUACCGCGAAUCUAAUGUGCACGACCCCACGACGCCGGCUACCUCAGCUUCAUCGGCAGCUGCAUCUCUAGCGCCAGUCCGAAGCGGGCUAGACGACUUGCCACAACGCAUCGAUCUGUCCAAAGUGACGGACAUUGCAUUGCACACGGCGACGAGCAUGGUGCCCCUUCCUGGUAGCGGAGGCAUCAAUGGGGUCCAUCACACCUCUCCCGCUGCAAGCAGCUCUGCCUCCCUCAACAAUUCGUUCAGCCUCCUCGGUUCCCCCGACUCUUCCCUCGCAGACCUGAUCUGCGUCAGCGAGGCUCAGUACGCAGAAUGGGUCGACGGGCUCAGCAUGCUGCGAGGCAGCUCUGACUCCACCCACCCCACCUCCUUCGGAAACAACAGCGUCCCUCCCACACCAACGACCGUUGCCGGUACUGCCCCCAGUAGCGCUGGCGGAAGUGGUAGCGGCAACGCGAUAGUCCACACAACGAUGACGGGCGAGCAGAUCCAAGCGUUAGCGGAUAUAGCAUUGAAGGUCAAGAUGCUCGACUUGACCGGGGAGAAGGUCGAGGUGCCCAGCGGUGUGGCUGCGCCGAGCUUGCCGGCCAAUUUGGACUUUUGGUUUUCGGAUAUCUAA